Molecule: messenger RNA, 3906 nt
Organism: Pangasianodon hypophthalmus (striped catfish)
Lineage: Eukaryota; Metazoa; Chordata; Actinopteri; Siluriformes; Pangasiidae
Gene: nat8l2
Product: N-acetyltransferase 8-like 2
Exons: 3
Coding region: 379-1065 (228 amino acids)
Molecular function (GO): N-acetyltransferase activity
Source: RefSeq, a predicted model, not a curated record
ACUAGUGGAGAGAGGGAAGAAAGUGGAGAGAAGAAGAAAGACUUUUCUCCCUCAGGAGAGAAUUCACUUUGCCAAUAGCUGGUUCAGUUUUAGAACUAAAUGAUUAAUAUGACUUGACUAUCCUACAUUUGAAAUGAGUCUAAGGUCAGAUGCAGAUAACUGUAUCCUGUUUACUGAGCCAGUCAUACUGAGGUAUAUCAUGGAUUCAUUCAGAGCUCCUGUUGAUAAACUUGUAAUGAUUAAACAGCAAGCGUUUAGCAGAAGUUUAGGACUUUUCUCCAGAGUUCCUGAGCUGCUUGGGAGUCUUGAGAGGAGGAAGAAAAUUCAGCAGAACCGAGACCUUGAUAACAAAAAAAAAAAGUGAAAAUUACAUCGAAAAUGCAUGUAGUGAUUAGGAAGUUCCAGCCCUCAGACUCUGAAGCAGUGAAAAUCAUAUUUCAAGAUGGAAUCAAGGAGCACAUUACUUCUUCAUUCAUCUAUGCCAUUUCCCAGCCACUCCACAUUACUCUGACUCUGUGCUUCUGUAUUGCGGGAUAUAUACUGUUUGGAGAAUCAGUUGUUCUGGCUUUGCUGGCUGGAGCAUCCUGGAUUGGCCUGUUGUUAUACUGCUGCUAUGAGUUCUACACUGGGUAUGUCCGACUGAAGCUGCGCACAGACAUGCGAGACAUCACAGGCUUUUACAUUAGAAACCCAGACAACUGCUUCUGGGUUGCAGAAGCUCAAGUCAAUGGGCGACCCCUGGUGGUGGGUAUGGUGGCUGUAGAGGCCAGAAAUAUUCCAAAUAGUGAUGGGCAAAAGUACGGAGAACUUUUCCGAAUGAGUGUGUCUUCUGAGUGCCGUCACGCUGGUGUCGGGUCACGCCUGGGGAACGUAGCUGUGGACUUUUGUAAAGAACGAGGCUUCUCAAAGGUUGUGCUUCAAACUACCUUUCCUCAGAGGGCAGCUAUCUCCCUUUACAUUAAGAUGGGCUUUAAACUUGUGCAAACCCACACUCAAAGUGAAGGUCCUUGGUGGAUCAACAGGCUGAUCAGAGUUAAGAUUCUGAAAAUGGAGAAAAUCCUUUAAACUUUAAUCCACUCAUCCAUUCAUAUACACUAUAUGGCCAAAGGUUUGUGGACGCCUGACCAUCACAUCCAUAUGUGCUUUCCGAACAUCCCAUUUCAGACUUUGCUGAGGUUGGCUCCUUUUAAUAUGUUAGCAAGUUUAAAAAUGAUCCAAUAAAAUCCCGAUUUUUGAUGUGGCAACCAUUGUAUUCAUAAAACAAAUAAAAACAAUGAACAACACUGGAAGCUUGAAUGUAAUGAGCUGAUUAGCAUAUAAACAGACUAUGCAGCUAUCAGAGUUCAGUCUGUUUGCCCAGAAAUGCAUUUAGCUACUAGUGAAAAUACAGUGGUUAAAAUGCGGUGGUUAAAUUCUAGUCAGGAUACAAUCCAGAUACAAGACACAGAAAAUGACCAGAUGGAAGCUGGCUGUCUGCUCUGUGUUUUGGCCUGUGAUUUUUUUUCUUUUGGGAGGUGAUCACUCUGCUCUGGACUUUUCAUUCUCUUUUCAUUCAUCCACUCUCUCUAGUCAUGAGCUGUCAUAGAGCCAAAGCCUUGUUGCUGCAGUGUAUCAGUGCUCACUAUGUCUGAUGGUUCAUGUGGUGUAAACAGCAAAACCAUGCCACUGUGAGCAUGUUUCAUGAGCUACGCUUAUUACCUGCUUUUAAUGUUACACAUUCUCCUACACUCUUCUUGAAAAAACUCUGAAUAGGCCCUUACUGAACAGUGUAUUCUUCUCACAGUGUGUUUAGAAAUACUCAGAACAGCUUUGCACUUAAAAUGUAGAUCUCGAGGCACAACACCACAACGGUCUGUCUUGAAUUAACUUUGUAUCCCAAAGACACUAGAAUGAGAACUAGAUGCUCACUGGGGAGAGUUUCAAUGCCUAUGGUCUACCUGUACACAUUUCAAACAAAUUGGGUGUCUUCGUCUAUCCCAUCUCAGCAGGUGCUCUCUUUUGAAUUGGAUCAAAAUAUGAAUAAUUUCACUUUGAACACACUCUUAAUAAGUAUCUGGUUCCAUGUGGCAACACAGUAAUAAGUGAAAAAGUUCAAAGGGUAUGGAAGCUGUAUAUAGUUACUGUAUGAUGUAGUUAAACUUUGGCUGGCUAUAAAAAUUAUCUUAAUUAUUUUCUGAGAGGAACAUCAUACACUGUCCCAUUGUGAAAAAUCAGGACAGUGCAGAAAUAUUAUUUAAAAUAUUAAAUAGAGAUUUUAUUUGGUGCUCUUGAGACAUGGUGACUAGCACUAUUAAGGAAUAUUAACUUAAUAACUAAUUACUAAUUAACAAAUAAACUUAAUAAAGUAAUGUGACAUAUUAAAAGAACUUAUAUUACUCCUUUAACAUUAUAACAGAAAAACUUAAAGUCAGCACCUUCUAUAAUAAGUAUACACUACUUUGAAGUUUGAAGUUCCAGAGCUGGUACCAUAUUACUCUUUCCACAGAGAUCACCUUGAUAAUAAGAAUGCUGAAUCUCCUGUCAUGAAUUCUUCACAAAUUCACUAGAGGCAUCUUUAUCUGACUUUUUCUGCUUCUUCUAAACCAGCAGAUUUGUCAUUGUUAGUUAUUAGAAGACAACUGUGUUUAGAGACAGUAAAAAAAACAGUCAAUCAGCAAAGAUGUCAAGUCACCCAGUUAAAAUCUGAUGGAUAAAAUCAUGGAUGGAUGAAAAGUUCUACCCAUGCUUGAAAUACAUCACUUUGCAGAAGAAAAUGUGUUCAAAAUUGUGUUUCCCAUUUAAAGACUGAUCUUUAAACUGUCCAGUCUGGUUUUAACGGUAUAAGUAUUAUCUUAAAGAAAGAAUUGACAGACAAAGUCCAUACAUUAAUUAGGUUUGCAGUUUUAUUUAAUAUAAAUCUGCUUAAAGUAAUAAAUUACACUGGUUUCAUGUAAUUUUGAUAUUGAUAUUGCAUUGAUAUUGCUUUGCAUGCGAGAAUUGUGUAGGCUAAUAUUUUAAUUAUUGUUUCUUACUCAUGCAGUUUUUAUUUGUAAGAGAAAACUGCACAUGUAUUUCCUCAGCUGGCCCAGGACCCACUAUUAAAUACCCUAGAACUGCCCUUAUAACCUAUUGCACCACUUCUAAGUUUCUGUCUCUGUAAUUGCUGAGUUGGUGCAUGACAGCAACAUGCAAGACGUGGGCUUGGUUAUACUUUAAUCAGAAGGCCUGCUCCUACUCUGCAAGCUGUAUAAAGCUGCAGCUGUUUAAAGCUCAGUAAAUUAGAACAAGAAAAUGAAUAGGCAUAAUUCUGUGACCCUCAAGAAAUCAGUAAAGUUGACUGAUGUCAUAUAAAUUUUUAUUUUACAGAAAUCCUAUGUCACAUUUAGUAAAAAAAACCUACUAACACUGACUCUUUCUGUUUUUGUUUGUUUGUUUUUAAAUAAAAUUUGCCAUAUCAGAUUUCUAGGGGGAUUAAAACCGACGACAGUUCCAGCAUGACAUUUCCUAAAGCACAGCCAUAUGAAAUUAGUUAUUUUCAUCUAAAUGUGUGUGUCAUAUCGAUGCCGGAAAUGGCAUCUAACUACACAUCCCAGCAUUCAGCCUGGCCUACAAACAUGGCCGCUGAGGACUACAAUACCCAAACUCUCUCACAUUCACACCCACCUGAUUACUGAUCAUACACAUCUGGACUCAAUCACCGUCACAGCACACUCACAAUAUAAAUGGACAUUCAACACACACAUGCAUUGUGAAGUAUACUCUCAGUGUUUCAUAGCUGUUGAUACUGAGCUUUUUGAUUCCUGCUUGUCUCUCUGGUUCUCGAUAUUGUUCUGGCUUCGUUUGUGAUAUUCUGCCUGUUUUUUGACCUAAUUUUUGGAUUACUUCUUUGUCGUUUGCUACGGUUAUUAAAGCCAUUGAGUACCUGCA